Molecule: messenger RNA, 9434 nt
Organism: Elephantulus edwardii (Cape elephant shrew)
Lineage: Eukaryota; Metazoa; Chordata; Mammalia; Macroscelidea; Macroscelididae
Gene: LAMA2
Product: laminin, alpha 2
Exons: 65
Coding region: 1-9336 (3111 amino acids)
Biological process (GO): regulation of embryonic development; axon guidance; cell adhesion
Cellular component (GO): basement membrane
Molecular function (GO): extracellular matrix structural constituent; signaling receptor binding
Source: RefSeq, a predicted model, not a curated record
AUGUCAGUAAUUGCUGUGGUCACUUACUUUGGUUUAUUUCCUGCUGUGUUGAAUCUUGCGUCUAAUGCUCUCAUUACCACCAAUGCAACAUGUGGAGAAAAAGAACCUGAAAUGUACUGCAAAUUAGUAGAGCAUGUCCCUGGACAACCAGUGAGGAACCCUCAAUGUCGAAUCUGCAAUCAAAAUAGCAGUAAUCCCAACCAGAGACACCCGAUUACAAAUGCUAUUGAUGGAAAGAACACUUGGUGGCAAAGUCCCAGUAUUAAGAAUGGAAUUGAGUACCAUUAUGUGACAAUUACACUGGAUUUACAGCAGGUGUUCCAGAUUGCGUAUGUGAUUGUGAAAGCCGCUAACUCCCCUCGACCUGGAAAUUGGAUCUUGGAGCGCUCUCUGGAUGAUGUGGACUAUAAGCCGUGGCAGUACCACGCCGUGACCGACACCGAGUGUCUAACCCUCUACAACAUAUAUCCCCGCACCGGGCCACCGUCGUAUGCCAAAGACGACGAGGUCAUCUGCACUUCAUUUUAUUCCAAGAUACAUCCCUUAGAGAAUGGAGAGAUCCACAUCUCUUUGAUCAAUGGAAGACCAAGUGCUGAUGACCCUUCCCCUGAACUUCUGGAAUUUACUUCUGCACGAUAUAUUCGCCUGAGGUUUCAGAGGAUCCGCACCUUGAAUGCUGAUUUGAUGAUGUUUGCCCACAAAGAUCCAAGAGAAAUUGACCCCAUUGUUACCAGAAGAUAUUACUAUUCCGUCAAGGAUAUUUCAGUCGGAGGGAUGUGCAUCUGCUAUGGUCACGCCAGAGCUUGUCCGCUUGAUCCAGCGACAAAUAAAUCCCGCUGUGAAUGUGAACACAAUACGUGUGGUGAGAGUUGUGAUCAUUGCUGUCCCGGAUUCCAUCAGAAACCCUGGAGAGCUGGAACUUUUCUCACCAGAACCGAAUGUGAAGCAUGCAAUUGCCAUGGGAAAGCUGAAGAAUGCUAUUAUGAUGAAGAUGUUGCUAGAAGAAAUCUAAGUUUAAAUAUAUAUGGAAAGUACAUCGGAGGGGGUGUGUGCAUUAAUUGUACACAAAACACUGCUGGCAUAAACUGCGAGACAUGCAUCAAUGGCUUCUUCAGACCAAAAGGGCUACAUUUAUACAAGUCUUUUGUGGCCAUGUUUCAUUUUCUCUCUCAUAAAAACUUGAAAGUAGGAUCCUUUAAAAAUUUCUACCAUCAAAAGCACUAUGGACUUCAGUUCCAUGCUCUCAUCUUGAAUCAAAAUCAACUUGAUGGUCUGGCUCCUGGAUCUUGUCAUUGCAAAAAUGGCUUUGGAGGAUUGAGCUGUGAUAGAUGUGCGAGAGGUUACACUGGCUACCCUGAUUGCCAGUCCUGCAACUGCAGUGGCAUAGGAAGCAGAAACGAGGAUCCUUGUUUAGGACCCUGUAACUGCAAGGAAAAUGUUGAAGGAGGAGACUGCAGUCGUUGCAAAUCUGGCUUCUUCAAUUUGCAACAGGAGAACCCGAAAGGUUGUGAUGAGUGCUUCUGUUCCGGGGUUUCUAACAGAUGUCAGAGCUCCUACUGGACCUAUGGCAACAUACAAGACAUGAGAGGCUGGUAUUUGACAGACAUCUCUGGCCACAUCCGCAUGGCUCCCCAGCGGGAUGAAUUGGAUGUACCUGACCAGAUCAGCAUCAGUAACAGGGAGGCCAGACAGACUUUACCACAAGACUACUACUGGAGCGCCCCUGCUGCGUAUCUGGGAAACAAACUCACAGCAGCUGGAGGACAGUUGACGUUUACUAUAUCAUACGACCUGGAAGAAGAAGAGAAUGACACAGAACGUACUCUACAGUUUAUGAUUAUCUUAGAGGGAAGUGGCUUGAAAAUCAACACAGCCCAAGAUGAGGUCUAUCUGCAGCCAUCUGAAGAACAUAUUAGUGUCCUGUCAUUUAAAGAAGAAUUAUUUACCAUACAUGGCACAAAUGUUCCAGUCAGUAGAAAAGAAUUUAUGACAGUGCUUGCAAGUUUAAAGAGGCUCCUUAUACAAACCACAUACAGCCUUGGGAUGGAUGCCAUCUUCAGGUUGAGUGCUGUUACUCUUGAAUCUGCUGUUCCCUAUGCUACUGAUGGAGGCAUCAUCGCAAAUGCUGUAGAAGUUUGUCAGUGCCCACCAGGGUAUAGUGGUUCUUCUUGUGAAACUUGCUGGCCUCGGCACAGACGGGUUAAUGGUACAAUUUUUGGUGGCAUCUGUGAACCAUGUCAUUGCUUUGGUCACGCGGAAUCCUGUGAUGACAUCACUGCAGAAUGCCUGAACUGUAAAGACCACACAGGAGGCCCCUAUUGCAAUGAAUGCCUCCCAGGUUUCUAUGGUGAUCCAACUAAAGGUACUGCAGAAGACUGUCAGCCCUGUGCCUGUCCUCUCAAUAUCCCAUCUAAUAACUUUAGCCCCGUGUGCCAUCUAGACCGGAGUCUCGGAAUGAUCUGUGAUGAAUGCUCUGCCGGUUACACAGGACCACGCUGUGAGAGGUGCGCGGAAGGCUAUUUUGGACAACCUUCUGUACCUGGAGGAUCAUGUCAGCCGUGCCAAUGCAAUGACAACCUUGACUUCUCCAUCCCUGGCAGCUGUGACAGCUUGUCUGGCUCCUGUCUGAUAUGUAAGCCCGGUACAACAGGCCGGAAUUGUGAGCUCUGUGCUGAUGGAUAUUUUGGAGAUGCAGUUGAUGCAAAGAACUGUCAGCCCUGUCGCUGUAAUGUCAAUGGCUCCGUCUCUAAGGUUUGCCACCCUCAGACAGGACAGUGCGAAUGCAGACCCAACGUACAGGGAUGGAAGUGUGAUGAGUGCAAGCCUGAAACUUUUGGCCUGCAGUCAGCAAGGGGGUGUGUUCCUUGCAACUGUAAUUCCUUUGGAUCUAAGUCUUUUGAUUGUGAAGAGAGUGGACAAUGCUGGUGUCAGCCAGGAGUAACAGGAAAGAAAUGUGACCGAUGUGCCCAUGGCUAUUACAACUUUCAAGAAGGAGGAUGCACAGCAUGUGAUUGUGCCCAUCUGGGCAAUAAUUGUGAUCCAAAGACUGGUCGAUGUAUUUGUCCUCCUAAUACCAUUGGAGAGAGGUGUUCUAAAUGUGCCCCGAAUACCUGGGGCCACAGCAUUGUCAGUGGUUGUAAGGUUUGCAACUGCAGUUUGGUGGGGUCUCUUGAUUUCCAGUGCAAUGUAAACACGGGCCAAUGCAAAUGCCAACCAAAGUUCUCUGGUGCACAGUGCUCAGAGUGCAAUCGAGGCCACUGGAAUUACCCACACUGUGAUCUCUGUGACUGCUUCAUGCCUGGGACGGACAGUGAAACGUGUGACAUAGAGACCAAGAAGUGUUCAUGUAGUGAUCAGACUGGACAGUGUAUUUGCAAGGUUAACGUGGAAGGGCUUCGCUGUGACAGGUGCCAGCCUGGCAAAUUUGGACUCGAUGCCAAGAACCCACUUGGCUGCAGCAGCUGCUAUUGCUUUGCUGUUACUUCUCAGUGCUCUGAAGCAAAAGGACUGAUCCAUACGCGGGUAACCCUGACACCUGAGCAGACCAUUCUGCCGCUGGUGGAUGAAGCCCUGCGACAUACAACUACCAAGGGCAUCACUUUUCAACAUCCAGAGAUCAUUGCACACAUGGAUAUGGUGAGAAAAGAUCUCCAUUUGGAACCAUUUUAUUGGAAACUUCCAGAACAAUUUGAAGGAAAGAAGUUGAUGGCAUAUGGUGGCAAACUCAAGUAUGCAAUCUACUUUGAGGCUCGAGAAGAAACAGGUUUCUCUACUUAUAAACCACAAAUUAUCAUUCGAGGUGGGACUCCUGCUCAUGCUAGAAUUAUCAUCAGACACAUGGCUGCUCCUUUAAAUGGCCAAUUGACAAGGCAUGAAAUAGAAAUGACAGAGAAAGAAUGGAAAUAUUAUGGUGAUGAUCCUCAAAUCAGUAGGACUGUGACCCGUGAAGAUUUCUUGGAUGUACUAUAUGAUAUUCAUUAUAUUCUUAUCAAGGCUACUUAUGGAAAUAUCAUGCGACAAAGCAGGAUUUCUGAAAUCUCUAUGGAAGUGGCUGAACAAGGACAAGCAACAGCUGGGAUUCCUCCAGCCCGCUUGAUAGAAAAAUGCAAUUGUCCCCUGGGCUAUUCUGGCUUCUCCUGUGAGGCAUGCUCACCAGGAUUCUACCGAGCACCCUCUGAACCUGGAGGUCGCACACCUGGGCCAACCUUGGGCACCUGUGUCCCAUGCCAGUGUAAUGGACAUAGUAGUCUGUGUGAUCCUGAUACCUCCAAAUGCCAGAACUGCCAACAUCACACUGCUGGUGACUUCUGUCAACACUGUGCUCAUGGAUACUAUGGAAUUGUCAAGGGAUUGCCAAAUGAUUGCCGGCAAUGUGCUUGCCCUCUGAUUUCUUCCAGCAACAAUUUCAGCCCCACUUGUGUCAUGGAAGGCCUCGAUGAUUACCGCUGCACUGCCUGUCCACGAGGGUAUGAAGGGCAGUACUGUGAAAGAUGUGCCCCUGGCUACACUGGGAGCCCAAGCAGCCCAGGAGGUUCCUGCCAAGAAUGUGAGUGUGACCCUCAUGGUGCACUUCCUGUCCCCUGUGACCCUGUCACAGGACUCUGCACGUGCCGACCUGGAGCCACGGGGCCAAAGUGUGAUGGCUGCAAGCCCUGGCAUGCACGAGAGGGCGUGGAGUGUGUUUUCUGUGGCGAUGAAUGCACGGGCCUUCUUCUUGGUGACUUGGCUCGCCUAGAGCAGAUGGCCGUGAGCAUCAACCUCACUGGCCCGCUGCCUGCUCCCUAUAAAAUGCUGUACGGCCUCGAAAAUAGGACUCAAGAGCUGAAGCACUUGCUCUCACCUCAGCGGGCUCCAGAGAGGCUCAUUCAGUUGGCAGAAGGCGAUCUGAAUACCCUUGUGACAGAAAUGAAUGAGCUUCUGACCAGGGCGACCAAAGUGACAGCAGAUGGCGAGCAAACUGGACAGGAUGCUGAGAGGACCAACACGAGAGCAAAAUCAUUAGGAAAAUUCAUGAAGGAGCUUGUCCAGGAUGCAGAAGCUGUAAAUGAAAAAGCUGUAAAACUAAAUGAAACUCUGGGAGCUCAAGACAAGACUUUUGAGAGAAAUCUGCAAGAUCUUCAGAAAGAGAUUGAUCAGAUGAUGGCAGAACUGAGGAGGAAAAAUUUAGAUACACAAAAGGAAGUGGCUGAAGAUGAGUUGGUAGCUGCAGAAGGUCUUCUGAAGAAAGUGAAGAAGCUGUUUGGAGAGUCUCGGGGCAAAAAUGAAGAAAUGGAGCAGGAUAUCCGCGAGAAACUUGCUGACUACAACAGCAAAAUUGACGAUGCUUGGGACCUGUUGAGAGAAGCCACAGAUAAAAUCAGGGAAGCGAAUGCCUUGUCUGAGGCAAACCUGAAAAACAUGACAGCUUUGGAGGAAAAGAAGGAAGCUGUACAAAGUGGCAAAGAGCAAACUGAGAACACUUUAAAAGAAGGCAAUGACAUACUUGAUGAAGCCAGGCGUCUUGCAGAUGAAAUCAAUGCAGUGAUAGAAUAUGUUCAAGAUAUUAAGACUAAAUUGCCACCAAUGUCUGAGGAGCUUACAGAGAAAAUAGAUGACCUCUCCCGUGAAAUCAAGGACAGGAAGCUUGCAGAGAAGGUAUCCCAGGCUGAGGGCCAUGCUGCCCAGUUGAAUGACUCCUCUGCUGUCCUUGACGGAAUCCUUGAUGAGGCUAAAAACAUUUCUUUUAAUGCCACUGUGGCCUUCAAAGCAUACAGCAACAUUAAGGACUAUAUUGAUGAAGCUGAGGAAAUUGCCAAAGAAGCUAAAGGUCUUGCAAAUGAAGCUACAAAACAGGCAACAGGUCCUCAGGGUUUAUUAAAAGAAGGUGCCAAAGGUUCUCUUCAGAAAAGCUUCAGGAUUCUUAACGAAGCCAAGAAGUUAGCAAAUAAAGUGAAAGAAAGUGAAGAUGAUUUGAAUGACUUGUCAAACAGGUUAGGAAAUGCAGAAAUUAGAAACGGGGAUCUUCUGAAAGCUUUGAACGACACACUGGGAAAGUUAUCAGCCAUUCCGAAUGAUACAGCUGUGAAACUGCAAGUCGUUAAGGACAAAGCAAGACAAGCCAACGACACAGCAAAAGACGUACUGGCACAGAUUAAAGACUUCCACCAGGACCUUGAUAGCCUGAAGAAAAAUUACGAUAAACUAGCAGACAGCGUAGCCAAAACAAAUGCUGUGGUAAAGGAUCCUGCCAAAAACAAAAUCAUUGCAGAUGCUGAUGCCACUGUAAAAAAUCUAGAACAAGAAGCUGAUCGUCUCCUAGAUAAACUCAAACCUAUCAAAGAACUUGAAGACCAUCUGAAAAGAAACAUUUCAGAGAUAAAAGAACUGAUAAACCAAGCACGGAAACAAGCCAAUUCUAUCAAAGUAUCGGUGUCUUCGGGAGGUGACUGCAUUCGAACAUACAAGCCGGAAAUCAAGAAAGGAAGCUACAAUAAUAUUGUUGUCAAUGUCAAGACAGCUGUUGCUGACAAUCUCCUUUUUUAUCUUGGAAGUGCUAAAUUUAUUGACUUUCUGGCUAUUGAAAUGCGUAAAGGCAAAGUAAGCUUCCUCUGGGAUGUUGGAUCUGGAGUUGGACGUGUAGAAUAUCCAGAUUUAACCAUUGAUGAUUCCUACUGGUACCGUAUUGAGGCAUCAAGAACUGGAAGAAAUGGAAGCAUUUCUGUGAGAGCACUAGAAGGACCCAAAGCUAGCAUCGUGCCCAGUACAUACAGUUCAGUGUCUCCUCCAGGAUACACUAUCCUUGACGUGGAUGCCAAUGCAAUGUUGUUUGUCGGAGGCUUGACUGAAAAAUUAAAGAAAGCUGAUGCCGUGCGAGUGAUCACAUUCACUGGCUGCAUGGGAGAGACAUACUUUGACAACAAGCCUAUAGGGUUGUGGAAUUUCCGAGAGAAAGAAGGUGACUGCAAAGGAUGUACAGUCAGUCCUCAGGUAGAAGAUCGUGAGGGGACCAUUCAGUUUGAUGGAGAAGGUUAUGCACUGGUCAGCCGCCCUAUUCGCUGGUUCCCCAACAUCUCCACUGUCAUGUUCAAGUUCAGGACAUUUUCUUCAAAUGCUCUUCUGAUGUACCUUGCCACACGAGACCUGAAAGAUUUCAUGAGUGUAGAGCUUAUGGAUGGGCACAUAAAAGUCAGCUACGAUCUGGGUUCAGGAAUGGCUUCCGUUGUCAGCAAUCAAAACCACAAUGAUGGGAAAUGGAAAUCAUUCACCCUGUCAAGAAUUCAAAAACAAGCCAACAUAUCAAUUGUAGAUAUAGACACUAACCAGGAGGAGAACAUAGCAACUUCUUCAACUGGCAACAACUUUGGUUUGGACUUGAAAGCAGAUGACAAAAUAUAUUUUGGUGGCUUGCCAACCCUGAGGAACUUGAGUAUGAAAGCAAGGCCAGAAGUAAAUGUGAAGAAAUACUCGGGCUGCCUCAGAGAUAUUGAAAUCUCAAGAACCCCAUAUAAUAUACUCAGCAGCCCUGAUUAUGUUGGCGUCACCAAAGGAUGUUCGUUGGAGAAUGUUUACAUAGUAAACUUCCCUAAGCCUGGUUUUGUGGAGUUGGCCCCUAUGCCAGUUGUGGUGGGAACUAUUAUCAACUUGUCCUUCAGCACCAAGAAUGAGUCUGGAAUCAUUCUCCUGGGAAGUGGAGGGUCACCAGCACUACCUAGGAGAAAACGAAGGCAGACUGGACAGGCCUAUUAUGCCAUAUUCCUGAACAAAGGCCGUCUGGAAGUGCAUCUCUCCACAGGGGCACGAACAAUGAGGAAAAUUGUCGUCAAACCAGAGCCGAGUCUGUUUCACGACGGGAGAGAACAUUCUGUUCAUGUAGAGAGAACUAGCGGCAUCUUUACUGUCCAAGUUGAUGAAAACAGAAGACACAUGCAGAACUUGACGGUGGAACAGGCUAUUGAAGUUAAGAAGCUUUUUGUUGGAGGUGCUCCACCAGAAUUUCAACCUUCCCCACUCAGAAAUAUCCCUCCUUUUGAAGGCUGUAUAUGGAAUCUAGUUUUUAAUUCUGUCCCCGUGGACUUUGCACAGCCCGUAUCAUUCAAAAAUGCAGACAUUGGUCACUGUGCAGAUCAGAAGCCUCGUGAGGAAGAAGAUGGAACGGUUCCUGCUGAAAUAGUUAUUCAUCCGGAGCCAAUUCCCACGCCAGGCCUCCCUGUACCUACCCCGGUUCUAGUACAUGGUCCUUGUGCUGCAGAAUCAGAACCAGCCUUGUUGCUGGGGAGUAAGCAGUUUGGGCUUUCAAAAAAUAGUCACAUGGCAAUUGCUUUUGAUGACACCAAGGUUAAGAACAGCCUCACAAUUGAGUUUGAAGUACGAACCGAAGCUGAAUCGGGACUGCUUUUUUACAUGGCUCGGAUAAACCAUGCUGAUUUUGCCACAGUUCAGCUGAGGAAUGGAUUUCCCUACUUCAGUUAUGACUUGGGAAGUGGAGACACCAAAACCAUGAUCCCCGUCCAGAUCAAUGAUGGCCAGUGGCACAAGAUUAAGAUUAUGCGAAUUAAACAAGAAGGAAUUCUUUAUGUAGAUGAUGCCUCCAACAGAACCAUCAGUCCCAAGAAAGCUGAUAUCCUGGAUGUGGUGGGAAUUUUAUACGUUGGAGGACUACCUAUAAAUUAUACAACUCGAAGAAUUGGUCCGGUGACCUACAGCAUUGAUGGCUGUAUCAGGAAUCUUCAGAUGGCAGAGGCUCCUGUUGACCUUGAAAAACCAACCUCCAGCUUCCAUGUUGAAACAUGUUUUGCAAAUGUUCAGAAGGGAACAUAUUUUGAUGGAACAGGUUUUGCCACAGCAGUUGGUGGCUUCAAAGUGGGAUUGGAUCUCCUGGUAGAAUUUGAAUUCCGCACAACCAGAACCACUGGCGUUCUUCUAGGAAUUAGCAGCCAAAAAAUGGAUGGAAUGGGUAUAGAAAUGAUUGAUGAAAAGCUCAUGUUUCAUGUGGACAAUGGAGCUGGUCGAUUCACUGCCAUCUAUGAUGCUGGGAUCCCAGGGCAUUUGUGUGAUGGACAAUGGCACAAGGUCACUGCUAAGAAGAUCAAACACCGAAUUGAGCUGACUGUUGAUGGGAACCAGGUGGAAGCCCAGAGCCCAUACAGAGCAUCCACAUCAGCUGACACGAAUGACCCUGUGUUUGUUGGCGGCUUCCCAGAUGGCCUUAAUCAGUUUGGCCUGACGACCAACAUCCGUUUCCGAGGUUGCAUCCGGUCCCUGAGGCUCACCAAAGGAACAGGAAAGCCACUGGAAAUUAAUUUUGCCAGAGCUUUGGAGCUGAGAGGUGUGCAACCCGUGUCAUGCCCAGCCAGCUAGUUAAAAUAAAUUUAACCCAAGAAGAGUCCCUCAGAAGAGUGUAUCAAGUAAAUCAAGUAUAUUUUACCCAUGUAUCCUAAUAAAACUAACUAAUGCAU